AUGAAAUUUGAAGGAAACAAGUCAAGGCCAAAGUCAAUUGCUAAUGAUUUUGGUGAGGAGGUCGCUGUAGAAGGCUCUGGAAUGGGGAAGAAGCAUAAUGAGGGUCCAUGUUUGGAGAAUGCAACUUUGAACUGUAUUUAUGAAGCUGUUAGCUGGGGAAUCUGGUUUGUUGAACUUAAAAGUUGGAGUUUGAUGUCUUCUUCAUCGAGUGACACAAUAGAUCCGGAUUAUGCAGAAUUUCUAGCUACUUAUAACCCAGAUAUGUAUGAAGAUUCAGUUAAUAACAAUUCAGAGGCCGAUUGUAUGAGUAAAAUGAAAACUAUUGACACAUUCUAUAAAAGAGUGGAUACAAAUGCUACAAGUGGUUCCUCUCCAAUUGAAGCAUCCAACCUCAAUGUUUCACCUCAAGAACAAGAACAAGAACAAUCUCAUCCAAAACGCCAAAGACUUCGUCAUGAAGAAAUGAGUUGUUCUCAAAUUGAAGUAGAUCCAGGAUUGCGACCGAUGAUUUGGGACUUUCCUGUAAAUCAAAGAGAUGAAAUUCGUCGUGCCUAUCUUAGACGUGGGCCAUGCCAACCUAUUCUUAUAACGUAUCCUUUAUCAAAUGAUGAUCAUCCUCGUCGUUUUAAAGCUUCUUGGUUUCAAUUAUUUCCUUCUUGGUUAGAGUACUCUCAUGAAAAAGAUGCUAUCUUUUGUUUCUCGUGCUACCUUUUUGGUAGAGAGGCAUCUAACCGUCCAGGUUCUAACUCUUUCGUUGAAAAAGGAUUUAAUACUUGGAAGAAGGCUUUGUUGUCACAUUCACAACAUAUUGAACAACAUAUUGUAAGACAACGUCCAGAAGUGAUUGAGAAGAAUCGACUUAGACUCAAAGCUAGCAUUGAUUGUGUAAGAUGGUUGACUUUUCAAGCUUGUGCAUUUAGAGGUCAUAAUGAAGAUACAACCUCUAAUAAUAGAGGAAAUUUCAUUGAGCUGUUGAGAUUUCUAGGAAAUGCCAAUCCUAAAGUGGAUAGAGUUAUCUUACAGAAUGCUCCAUCUUAUGCUAGAUAUACUUCAAGUGAUGUUCAAAAAGAGAUUCUGAAAAUAUUGGCCAACAUGGUGAGAAACUCAAUCAGGAAGGAGAUAGGAAAUGCAAAAUUUUGUAUCCUUACUGAUGAAGCUCGAGAUGAGUCAAAAAAGGAGCAAAUGGCGGUCAUCUUGAGGUUUGUAGAUGGUGAUGGUUUAGUUCAAGAACGAUUCUUUGAUGUUGUCCAUGUUAGAGAUACUAGUGCAAUGACCUUGAAAAAUGAAUUGGUAUCUGUUCUUUCUCGUUUCAACCUUGAAGUUGAAAAUAUCCUAGGUCAAGGAUAUGAUGGUGCUAGUAAUAUGCGCGGUGAAUGGAAUGGCUUGCAAGCUUUGAUUCUUAGAGAUUGUCCUUAUGCUUAUUAUGUGCAUUGUUAUGCUCAUAGAUUGCAAUUGGCAUUGGUUGCGGCAUCAAGAGAAGUAGUUCAUAUUCAUGAAUUUUUUACGCAACUCACACUUGUUGUAAAUAUUGUUACUGCUUCUUCUAAAAGGCAUGAUCAAUUGCAAGCCGCUCAAGAAAUUAACAUCACAAAUAUGAUUGCUAAUGAUGAACUUCAAACGGGUAAAGGUGCAAAUCAAGUGGGUACAAUCCGGAGAGCUGGAGCUCUCAUUUUCAAUCCAUUUGUAGCUUAA
Medicago truncatula (barrel medic) is the source of this 1692-nucleotide messenger RNA. Its product is annotated as zinc finger MYM-type protein 1. Lineage: Eukaryota; Viridiplantae; Streptophyta; Magnoliopsida; Fabales; Fabaceae. The record is from RefSeq and is a predicted model, not a curated record. The transcript is spliced from 6 exons. The coding region runs from base 1 to 1692 and encodes 563 amino acids.